Molecule: messenger RNA, 1403 nt
Organism: Capsella rubella
Lineage: Eukaryota; Viridiplantae; Streptophyta; Magnoliopsida; Brassicales; Brassicaceae
Product: UDP-glycosyltransferase 79B8
Exons: 1
Coding region: 40-1389 (449 amino acids)
Molecular function (GO): UDP-glycosyltransferase activity
Source: RefSeq, a predicted model, not a curated record
UAGUUGUUUUAAAACAAAUUUGUUUUGUGUUUAAAAAAUAUGGGAAAGGAAAUGGAGCCACCAAAGUUCCAUGCUUUUAUGUUCCCAUGGUUUGCUUUUGGUCAUAUGAUUCCGUUUCUACAUCUUGCAAACAAACUAGCUGAGAAAGGUCACCGGGUCACAUUCUUGGUACCCAAGAAAGCUCAAAAACAGUUGGAACAUCACAACAUGUUCCCGGACAGUAUUGUCUUUCACCCUCUCACGGUACCUCAUGUCAAUGGUCUCCCUGUUGGUGCCGAGACAACCUCGGAUAUCUCAAUCUCGGUGGACAACUUCUUGUCUGAAGCCUUGGAUCUCACUCGCGAUCAGGUUGAAGCUGCGGUUCGUGCUUUGAAACCGGAUUUGAUCUUCUUCGAUUUUGCUCGCUGGAUUCCAGAAUUAGCUAGAGAGCAUAAGAUCAAGAGUGUGAGUUACAUGAUAGCAUCUGCUACUUCCGUAGCUCAUAUACAUGCCCCUGGUGGUCCAUUAGGUAUUUCCCCACCGAGUUAUCCUUCAUCGAAGGUGUUCUUUCGUGGGAAUGAUGCUCAUACCAUGACGGCCUUCUACAAGAGAGUUUGUCAUCAGCUCACUACUGGUUUUAAGAGCUGUGAUGUCAUUGCAUUGAGAACAUGCAAAGAAAUUGAAGGUAAAUUUUGCGAUUAUAUAUCUAGUCUAUACCAUAAGAAGGUUCUCUUGACCGGUCCAAUGCUUCCUGAGCCAGACACAAGUAAACCACUAGAAGAACAGUACUGGAGCCAAUUUCUUAGCGGGUUCCCACAUGGGUCAGUAGUGUUUUGUGCAUUUGGCAGACAAACUGUUCUUGAGAAGGAUCAGUUCCAAGAACUCUGCCUAGGGAUGGAGAUGACAGGUUUACCCUUUCUUUUAGCAGUAAAUCGACCGAGAGGAUCGUCAACGGUCCAAGAAGGGUUACCAGAAGGGUUCGAGGAGCGCGUGAAGGGGCGUGGUCUAGUUUUGGAAGGAUGGGUGCAUCAUACUUUGAUAUUGUCUCAUCCAUCAGUAGGUUGCUUUGUGAACCAUUGCGGUCCGGGAGCAAUAUGGGAGUGUCUGAUGAGUGAUUGUCAAAUUGUUUUAGUUCCAAUUCUAAAUGAUCAAGUUCUCUUCACAAGAUUGAUGACCGAGGAGUUAGAGAUCUCCGUAGAAGUGUUAAGGGAAAAAACAGGAUGGUUUACAAAGGAGAGCCUAAGGGAUGCGAUCAAGUCUGUGAUGGAUAAAGAGAGUGACCUUGGGAAGCUAGUGAGGAGUAACCAUGCUAAACUGAAGGAGGUUCUUGGUAGUCCUGGACUAUUGGAUGGUUACGUGGAUAACUUUGUUGAGGCAUUGUCUGAUUUGAUCAAUGUCAAGAAGAUCUAAAAUUAUACGUUCCU